Molecule: messenger RNA, 1498 nt
Organism: Tremella mesenterica DSM 1558
Lineage: Eukaryota; Fungi; Basidiomycota; Tremellomycetes; Tremellales; Tremellaceae
Exons: 2
Coding region: 1-1323 (440 amino acids)
Biological process (GO): lipid metabolic process
Source: RefSeq, a predicted model, not a curated record
AUGUCUCCUUCCCCUCAUCAUCGAAUUCAGGUUAAUCCUAAUCUUACACUUCAAGAUCGAUUGGUGUUAAAUGGUCUUCUUGAUGAUAUCAACGCUAGGGAAACCAAGGAGAAGUUGAAAGAAGUUGGACAGUCAGAGAAUGAACAUGUUGGAAAUGGAUCUGUAGUCAAUCAAGUAGGCCUACCUAAAGACCAAGAUCUCAUAACCCACCUACGUUCUCUCAAUAACCCAAACCAUCAUUCGUUCCAACCUACCAUCUUCCAAACCUUCGAUAUCUCACCCCACUCCCUCUCCACCAACCCAAUCCUCCGAACUUACACUCGACUCGCUACCAAAAUCAUCCGUGAUCCAAAAGAUAUCGUCAUCUUCACUCAUCUUCUCCUCUACUUCUCCACCUCAUUACCCAGUACCAUCUACCUAUAUAAAAAUUUCACUUAUCUCCACGGUAUGAUUCACACCCUCAUGCAAAUCUGGUACGCGGGUGCCUACACUUUAUUGAAACAUCAACACAUACAUAUGUCUGGAGUUUUAAUAAAAUCCUUUCCAUGGAACAUUAUCGAUCAAACUUUUCCUUAUAUCUUCGAUCCUUUACAUGGACAUACUUGGAACUCAUAUUAUUAUCAUCACGUAAAACAUCAUCAUAUCGAAAGUAAUGGACCUAAUGAUUUAUCCUCAACAAUUCGUUAUCAAAGAGAUUCGAUUUCACAUUUCCUUCAAUAUUGGGCUCGAUUUUUCUUUUUGAUAUGGAUAGAUUUACCUUUAUAUUUCUUAAGGAAAAAUAAACCUAUUUCAGCUUUCAAAGCUUUAUUUUGGGAAAUAUCAAAUUACUUUACCAUUUAUUUCCUUUAUACGAUAAACACCCGAGCGACGAUUUUCACUUUGGUAAUACCAUUGGUGGUGAUGAGAUUAGGUUUAAUGAUAGGGAAUUGGGGUCAACACGCUUUCGUCGAUGACAUAAAUCCAAAUUCAGAUUAUCGUUCUUCUAUCACUCUGAUAGAUGUUUCAAGUAAUCGUUUUGGUUUUAAUGAUGGUUAUCAUACUUCUCAUCAUUUAAAUCCGAGAAGACAUUGGAGAGAUCAUCCUGUUUCUUUCAUGGAAGGAAAGAAAAAAUAUUCGGAUGAAAAAGCUUUGGUUUUUACAAAUAUAGAUUAUCUCAUGAUUACUUUUACUUUGUUAAGGAAGGAUUAUAAGAAAUUGGCGAAAUGUUUGGUCCCGAUUGGAGAAGAACAAAUGAAGAUGAGUUUGGAAGAGAUUGAGGCGAUGUUGGAGUCGAAAACGGCUGCGUUUAAUGAGGAUAAGAUAAAGGAAAAGUUUAAGAGUUGAGAAUUUGAGGUAGGCGAAAAGGCUUGGGGGGGGGGAAGGUUUUCCAUCAAUUGUUCAUGUUUCCAAUCACAUUUCACGUCAUACACUUUUCAUCGUACGAAAUUCUGUACAUUGCAUCUCUCAUUUCAAAUCAUAACAGUCAACAUGAAAACAUAAUAUGCAUCAUUGACAAGAC